This is a messenger RNA of Phaeoacremonium minimum UCRPA7, 948 nucleotides long. Its product is annotated as putative sulfatase protein. The transcript has a single exon. Lineage: Eukaryota; Fungi; Ascomycota; Sordariomycetes; Togniniales; Togniniaceae. Gene Ontology annotation, molecular function: iduronate-2-sulfatase activity. Bases 1 to 948 code for a protein of 315 amino acids. The record is from RefSeq and is a predicted model, not a curated record.
AUGACAGGGAUCGUCUCAAAGCCAGAAGGCAAGACUGGCUAUGAACCACAGUACAUGAAAGCUAUACGAGAGAGAUAUGGCACAUCCCGUGCUACUGAUGAAAUUUGGAAAGAAAUCAAAGCUACUUAUUAUGGGAUGAUUACUCGCCUAGAUGACCAAUUUGGCCGUAUUAUGGACAAGGUAGACAAUCUUGGAUUAUGGAACGAUACAGUAACAAUGUUCUAUACCGACCAUGGCGAAUAUCUUGGCGAUCACGGGCUGAUUGAAAAAUGGCCGUCUGGUCUUUCAGAGACGCUUGUGCGUGAACCGCUUAUCAUCGGAGGCGCCAAUCUUCCCCAAAACCAUACAGUUGAUGCUCUCACCGAAAUGGUGGACCUUGUACCAACUCUACUUGAGAUGUCUGGGAUCGGCGAGCAUUUCCCGCACAACGGAAAAUCAUGGGUUCCUCUCCUCGACAGCUCGAAGACUCUAGAACAUAAAGAAUACGUCUUCUCCGAGGGUGGCUUUCUUACAUGCGAGGAGCCUUUGCUCGAGCAGGCUCCUUAUCCAUACGACAUCAAGGCUGGCUUGCAGCACGAGGAUACUACUCUUGUCGGCAAGGCUAUCUCCCUUCGCGACAAAGAAUUCACAUAUAUAUAUCGUCUAUACGAGCCUGCAGAGUUGUACGACCGCGCCAGAGAUCGACACGAAAUGCAUAACUUGGCCGCUGACCCUGAUUACAAGGACAAGGUAGAAAAGUACCAGAUGGUAGUAUUGAAAUGGCUUGUGGGUGGAAGUGAUCUUUUGCCGUGGCAUAAAGAUACCAGAUUCCCGCAAGUUGAGCUUAAGAGUCCUCGAGAACAGAUGGAGGAGCGGCUCAAAAAAGUCGACAAUAAAAGAAAACAGAAUGGGAAUGUGAAACAUGACGAGGACCUCCAGACCAAUGCGUUGAAGACCGCUGCUCAGUAA